AUGCACGCCUCACUGUUCAUCCUCGGUCUCCUCGCCAGUCUCACCUCCGCAGUGCCGACUCCCGAAACCCAAACCACAUGCCUGACCGAGUUCCAAGCCUGCAGAGUCAAUGCCCCACUAGGUGAUCCCCACCAGUGCUGUGUCAGCAACAUGAUCUGCCAGCCCAACGGAAACCAGCGAAAUAGCACCAUGGGUGUCUGUAUCAAGGAGGAUGAUGUUGGCAAGCUUCCUCAGUAG
Molecule: messenger RNA, 237 nt
Organism: Penicillium odoratum
Lineage: Eukaryota; Fungi; Ascomycota; Eurotiomycetes; Eurotiales; Aspergillaceae
Exons: 3
Coding region: 1-237 (78 amino acids)
Source: RefSeq, a predicted model, not a curated record